Molossus molossus (Pallas's mastiff bat) is the source of this 2883-nucleotide messenger RNA. RefSeq names its product lysyl oxidase like 3 (gene LOXL3). Bases 29 to 2392 code for a protein of 787 amino acids. Gene Ontology annotation, molecular function: protein-lysine 6-oxidase activity; copper ion binding. Gene Ontology annotation, biological process: inflammatory response; peptidyl-lysine oxidation. The record is from RefSeq and is a predicted model, not a curated record. Gene Ontology annotation, cellular component: membrane. The transcript has 15 exons. NCBI's taxonomy places the organism in Eukaryota, Metazoa, Chordata, Mammalia, Chiroptera, Molossidae.
AUGACCUGAAAAUAGUGUGAAGGGGAGCAUGUUACCAGGAGCCAUCAGGCAAGUCCUAGGACUGAUCUCCAGGACCAGGACUCUUCUCCCAGCGUCUGGGGCCCCCGCUCAGCCAAAGGCCUUCUCUGCCAUGGGACCUGUCAAUGUCUGGCGGUGGAGCCUGUGGGGGCUGCUGCUGAGCCUGCUGUGCAGCUCAUGCCUGGGAUCUCCAUCCCCAUCCGUGGCCCCUGAGAAGAGGGCUGGGAGCCAGGGGCUGCGGUUCCGGCUGGCUGGCUUCCCCAGAAAGCCCUUCGAGGGCCGUGUGGAGAUACAGCGAGCUGGCGAAUGGGGCACCAUCUGUGAUGACGACUUCACGCUACAGGCAGCCCAUAUCCUCUGCCGGGAGCUGGGCUUCACAGAGGCCACAGGCUGGACCCACAGCGCCAAAUAUGGCCCUGGAACAGGCCGAAUCUGGCUGGACAACCUGAGCUGUAGUGGGACUGAGCAGAGUGUGACUGAAUGUGCCUCCAGGGGCUGGGGGAACAGUGACUGUACCCACGAUGAGGAUGCUGGGGUCAUCUGCAAGGACCAGCGCCUCCCUGGCUUUUCUGACUCCAAUGUCAUCGAGGUAGAGCAUCACCUGCAAGUGGAGGAGGUGCGACUUCGACCAGCAGUUGGGCGGGGCAGGCGACCCCUGCCCGUAACUGAGGGACUGGUCGAAGUCAGGCUUCCGGACGGCUGGUCUAAAGUGUGUGACAAAGGCUGGAGCGCCCACAACAGCCACGUGGUCUGCGGGAUGCUGGGCUUCCCCAGCGAAAAGAGAGUCAACACGGCUUUCUACAGGCUGCUGGCCCAGCGACAACAACACUCCUUUGGUCUGCAUGGGGUGGUGUGCGUGGGUACGGAGGCCCACCUCUCCCUCUGCUCCUUGGAGUUCUAUCGAACCAAUGAUACCACCAGGUGCCCUGGGGGUGCCCCUGCGGUGGUGAGCUGUGUGCCAGGUCCUCUCUAUGCAGCAUCCAGUGGCCAGAAGAAGCAACAACAGUCAAAACUUCAGGAGGAAGCCAGAGUGCGUCUCAAGGGUGGGGCCCAUCCUGGAGAGGGCCGGGUGGAAGUCCUGAAGGCUGGCACAUGGGGCACAGUCUGUGACCGAAAGUGGGACCUACAGGCAGCCAGCGUGGUGUGUCGGGAGCUGGGCUUCGGGAGUGCUCGAGAGGCUCUGAGUGGUGCCCGCAUGGGGCAGGGUAUGGGUGCCAUCCACUUGAGUGAAGUUCGAUGCUCUGGACAGGAACCCUCCCUCUGGAAGUGUCCCCACAAGAACAUCACAGCUGAGGACUGUUCUCAUGGCCAGGAUGCUGGAGUCCGAUGCAACCUGCCCUACACUGGGGUAGAGACCAGGAUCCGACUCAGUGGGGGCCGCAGCCGACAUGAAGGGCGAGUUGAGGUGCAAAUUGGGGGACCUGGGCCCCUUCGCUGGGGCCUCAUCUGUGGGGAUGACUGGGGGACACUGGAGGCCAUGGUGGCCUGUAGGCAACUCGGACUAGGCUAUGCCAACCAUGGCCUGCAGGAGACCUGGUACUGGGAUUCAGGGAAUAUAACAGAGGUGGUGAUGAGUGGAGUACGCUGCACAGGGACCGAGCUGUCCCUGGACCAGUGUGCUCAUCACGGCACCCACAUUGCUUGCAAGAGGACAGAAACCCGUUUCACUGCUGGAGUCAUAUGCUCUGAAACUGCAUCAGAUCUGCUGCUGCACUCAGCACUGGUGCAGGAGACUGCCUACAUCGAGGACCGGCCCCUACACAUGCUGUACUGUGCUGCAGAGGAGAACUGCCUGUCCCACUCAGCCCGCUCAGCCAACUGGCCUUAUGGCCACCGCCGUCUACUCCGAUUCUCCUCCCAGAUUCAUAACCUGGGACGAGCUGACUUCAGGCCCAAGGCUGGGCGCCACUCUUGGGUGUGGCAUGAGUGUCAUGGGCAUUACCACAGUAUGGACAUCUUCACUCACUACGAUAUCCUGACCCCCAAUGGCACCAAGGUGGCUGAGGGCCACAAAGCUAGUUUCUGUCUAGAAGAUACUGAGUGUCAGGAGGAUGUCUCCAAGAGGUAUGAGUGUGCCAACUUUGGAGAGCAGGGCAUCACUGUGGGUUGCUGGGAUCUCUACCGACAUGACAUUGACUGUCAGUGGAUUGACAUCACAGAUGUGAAGCCAGGAAACUACAUUCUGCAGGUGGUCAUCAACCCCAAUUUUGAAGUAGCAGAGAGUGACUUCACCAACAACGCAAUGAAAUGUAACUGCAAAUAUGACGGGCAUCGCAUCUGGGUGCACAACUGCCACAUUGGUGAUGCCUUCAGUGAAGAGGCCAAUAAGAGGUUUGAGCGCUACCCUGGCCAAACCAGCAACCAGAUCAUCUAAGGUGCUAAUACACACCUCUUCAAAUCACCACUGGCCCCUAAUGGCAGGGGUCUGAGGCUGCCAUUACCUCAGGAGUUUACCAAGCAAGGAACCCCUGAUGUCAGCAGGCCCACCACAUUGAUCCAAUGUGCACUAUGGAUGUGGAACUGUCAAGCAGAAGUUAUCACCCUCCUUCCUAAGCCAGCUGUCCAGAUCUGUGGCCAAGCAUGGGAAAUCAUGGCUCCCAGGACCAGCACUGAACUGAGUUCACCACAAAGAGCAGCACCUGAUUAACUGGCCAGAAAAACAGACAGCAGCAGCUCGUUUUCUUGAAUAGGGAGGUCAGGAUGGUCAGGUCCAAUACAUCCCCUCAGAUCAGGGGGAAUACAGCUUUACCUCUAGCCUUUUUAUGGGGGAAAAGAUCAGCGCCACCUCCCCCCCUCAUUUUUUUUUUUUUUACUAUAACAUGUUGCUAGGUAUAAUUUUAUUUUAUAUAAAAAAUGUUUUUGUGA